This is a messenger RNA of Arachis stenosperma, 1651 nucleotides long. Its product is annotated as triacylglycerol lipase OBL1-like. The transcript has 5 exons. Gene Ontology annotation, molecular function: triacylglycerol lipase activity. NCBI's taxonomy places the organism in Eukaryota, Viridiplantae, Streptophyta, Magnoliopsida, Fabales, Fabaceae. The record is from RefSeq and is a predicted model, not a curated record. The coding region runs from base 102 to 1523 and encodes 473 amino acids. Gene Ontology annotation, biological process: lipid metabolic process.
UCUAUAUAAAAAGUAAAAACCAAUUAAUAAGCAGGAACCUUUCAGCUUCCUAGCUAGAAACCACCUUCAUCACUCCUUUAAUUUGUAACAAGGUAGUAGCCAUGGCGGCCAAAACCAGCGACGACUGCGACAAGGGCUUCGCAGACAGCUACAUGCUGCUGAAGCAUGAAGACGCCCGGUUCUUCGAUCUGCUUCACGUCCUCACUUCGCGAAACAUGUCGCGAAGGAGGUUCGUGGAGAGCCACGCGGAGGGCGAAGUGGACGAGAGCUUCGGCCACCGCUGGCUUAUAUUCAUCUCUAUCUUGGCCCAGAAGCUCUUGCAGUUGAUGGCCAAGCCAUUAGCGUUCUUUGGGAUCUGCGUUGAGCUUCUCAUCAACUUGAUUGCCCUCAACGGUGGUAUCUUCUAUAUCAUAUUUAAUUUCCUAAGAGGGAAGUUAGUGUUGCCGGAUCCAAGAUCAGCAAAGUAUUUGUCGUGUAUUGGGAAUUUAGAUGUGCGAGUAAAAUUGGAUGGCAUCACUCGUGAAGAUAGCAAAUACUAUAUUGCCCUUUCUAUGAUGGCCUCAAAAGCAUCCUAUGAAAAUGCUGCUCAUAUCGAAACUACUGUCGAAGAUCACUGGAAGAUGGAAUAUGUAGGCUUCUUUGACUGCUGGAAUGAGUAUCAAGAAAAGGCCUCAACUCAAGUGUUGAUAGCUUUAGACAAACACCAAAACCGGGAUACUUAUGUUGUGGCCUUCAGAGGAACAGAACCCUUCAACGCCGACGAUUGGUGCACGGACAUCGACAUCUCAUGGUACGGAAUCCCCGGCGUGGGAAGAAUGCACGGCGGCUUCAUGAAAGCAUUAGGGCUACAAAAGAAUGUGGGGUGGCCAAAGGAAAUUGAAAGAGACGAGCGUCUUCCACCAUUAGCAUAUUAUGUUAUUAGGGACAUUCUAAGAAAAAGGCUGAGUGAAAAUGAGAAUGCAAAGUUCAUAGUAACGGGUCAUAGUUUGGGAGGUGCACUUGCAAUCUUGUUUGGGACAGUGUUGUUUUUGCAUGAAGAGACGUUGUUGUUGGAGAGGCUUGAAGGGAUCUACACGUUUGGGCAACCGAGAGUUGGAGAUGAAGCAUAUGCAAUGUAUAUGAAACAGAAAUUGAAGGAACAUUCGGUAAGGUAUUGUAGGUUUGUUUAUUGCAAUGAUAUAGUUCCGAGGUUGCCGUACGAUGAUAAGGAAAUGAUGUUCAAGCACUUUGGGAUAUGCCUUUUCUUUGAUUGGCGAUAUCAGCUCAAGGUUCUUGAAGAAGAACCGAACAAGAACUACUUCUCGCUAUGGUGUGUGAUACCCAUGACAAUGAAUGCAAUUUUGGAACUAAUAAGGAGCUUUACUAUUGCAUACCAAAAUGGACCUCACUACAAAGAAGGAUGGCUUCUAUUUGCUUUCAGGGUUAUUGGGGUAUUAAUUCCAGGCUUACCUGCUCAUGGUCCCCAAGAUUAUCUUAAUUCCACUCUUUUGGGACCAAUAGAAAAACACUUAAAAGCAGACUGAAUAUAUGGCUACAAAAGACAGGGCUAUGCUAGCUAUACCUCUUAAUUUGGAACAUGUCGUAAUUAUUAGAAUUGUUUCACUGAUUGGCUUUUGUUAUAUUAAUGCUAAGGGGUGGUUUUGAUGUGAUA